Molecule: messenger RNA, 5379 nt
Organism: Xiphias gladius (swordfish)
Lineage: Eukaryota; Metazoa; Chordata; Actinopteri; Istiophoriformes; Xiphiidae
Product: polyhomeotic-like protein 1
Cellular component (GO): PRC1 complex; nucleus
Molecular function (GO): zinc ion binding; protein binding
Source: RefSeq, a predicted model, not a curated record
AAGAAGAAAAGAGCAACAACAAGCGUCGCGUUAAGGAGAAGCUCCGGAGGCCGCUGAGUCGCUCGGAGUCGUUUCCCUGCCGCUAGCCCGGUGCAGGAGGAGGCAGAAGACCCGGACCGGCGACGCCAUGGAGACGGACGGAGAGCAGAACCAGCAGGGGGCCUCGACCAAUGGGAGCGCUGCGUCCGGGACAAACUCCCGCCCCUCUCCCAUGAACUCCAUGUCUCUGUAUGAAAGACAGGCGGUGCAGGCCCUCCAGGCGUUACAGAGGCAGCCUAACGCAGCUCAGUACUUCCAGCAGCUGAUGCUGCAACAGCAGAUCAACAACGCCCAGCUGCAGAACCUGGCUGCCGUGCAACAGGCUACGCUGGCAGCCAGUCGUCAGUCAAGCCCUUCCAGCAGCAGCUCGUCUCAGACCACCAGCACCACAGCUGCCAGUGUAACGUCUGGAGCAGGGUCCGCAACCAGCAGCCGUCCUAUGGGCGCCUCGGCGACAUCCACAAUCAGUCAGUCGGUACUUCUGAGCGGGACGGCGGGAGGACAGGGACAAAUGUACCUGCGGGUCAACCGCUCCCUGAGGGCCCCCAUCUCCUCACAGCUCAUCUUUAUGCCCGGCAGCACGGCAACCGCUGCCGUGGCAACCGUCACCCAGCAGCCGCAGGCUCAGCAACAGCAGCAAGAGGUGACUCCAACUUCCUCUUCCGGCAGCCAGUCAGACAAUGACCAGGUGCAGAAUCUAGCCAUGCGGGGUUUGUCCAGUCCCAAAGGUGUGGGUGUUAAGACCGAAGCCCCAGAGAGGAGUGACUCAGCUGCCUACUCCCUGGUCCAGCCCUCCCACCAGUCAAGCGCUCAGUCUCCCACGAAGCCAAGCCAGCCGCAGCCCCAGCCCCCGCACAUCAAAAUCCCCACCUACCCUCAGCCCACCAACCUCAAAGCCCAUCCCUCCUCUUCCUCUGGUGCCUCCUCCUCCUCCUCUUCCUCCGCGUCCUCCAUCCCUCUCUCCCAGCUGCUGCUUCACGGGACCCGCACCCUCACCGCAGGAACCACGGCGCCCACGGCAGCACACACCCUGGUCCUAACGUCCAAUGCGGCGUCUCAGCCCCACGGUUACCCAGUUGGCACGGCGACCAUCAAGCCGGCGGUCAACGCUCAGACUCUGGUGGUGCAGCCUCUGCAGAAGACCUCGCUCAGCAGCGAGAAAUCGGGCCACGGCAACGGACCCAUCCCCAUCCAGCCUAAGACUCUGCAGGGGCUACGUCUGCCCCUCCAGCUGCCUUCUAGAAACCCCCCUCCCAUCCUGCCUGCGCCACCGCCAGCCAGCAGCUCUGCCCAGCCUCCCCAGCCUCCCCAGCCGCCGCACAUCCCGGUCCAGAUCGUGGGGGCUAGGCAGAGCACGCUGGGAAACGCCCAGGCUCUGGCUCUGGCCCGGGGCAGCUGCAGCCAGGGAGCCGCCGCCGCCGCCCUCACCCAGCAGCCCCUGCACACCACCAUCUGGGCCUCCGCUUCCAGGCGAGGGGGGGGGGGGGGGGGGGGGGGGGGGGGGCCAGGCACACCCCCCCCCCAGGGGGCUCCCCCCCCCUUGGGGUCUCUCUCUCAUCCAAAGGCCAAUCAAGCAUCAGGACAGACCAGAAACGACCCCCCCUCCCCCCCCCCUCCCUCCUCCCAGUCCCCCACCGUUUCCUCUCCUCCCUCCUCGCUGUCACGUUCCUCCUCCUCCCUCCCUGGCUACUGGCGAGAGGCAAGAGCCGGUGUGACCACCAAUGGAGACUCUUCAGGAAGUCAGCCACCACAGGGAAAGCAGAUGACUGGCUCACUGAAAAGGAAAUCCGACUCAAAUUCAGCCAACGAUGAGGACGGCCCCUCCCCUCCACGGAUCCAGCCUGUCAGAGAGCACACCUCCGUGCCUCCGACCAAUCCCACGGAAGCAGGCUCUGGUGCUUCUCCUCCGGCUCCGCCCUCUCCCUCCCCAGUCUUGUCGGUGUCCCGUGGGGUAUGCGGUCAGGGGGAGAGAGCCCCCCCACCUCAAGCCGUGGUUAAGCCUCAUGUCCUGACGCACCUCAUAGAGGGCUUCGUCAUCCAGGAAGGGGCAGAGCCCUUCCCCGUAUGCGGUCCGGUGAAGGACUCGGCUGGUGAGGAUUUAACUAACGACAGCCCGGACACUAACCAAUCGGAGACUGUCACCACCGCGACAGUGCUCAAGUGUGAGUACUGUAAAAACUUUGCUCCUGCCAGCCAGUUCAGAGGCACCAAAAGGUUCUGCUCCAUGUCUUGUGCCAAGAGUAUGUAUUGGUUCCCCAGGUACAACGUCAGCUUCAGGCAGCACUUCUGCAUGCGGCAGGGUCACGGCCAGGGCCAGGGUCAGGAUCGCGCUCCGGAUCGGGAUCGGGGCCAAGGUCACCUCUCCAACUCGGACGAGGAGGGAGGAAUCGCCAGGCGGAGGGUUCCCCGCAGGACCAGCUCGGAAAUAGCCAGCGCCAAGAUCGCAGGGAGACCCAUACCUGUUAAGUGCCGAUCGGAGUCCAGCCAUUCGGACGAGGAGUCCAGUGGAGAGGAGGACGAGGACGACCCCAUGUCCCUCUCGCCAGCCUCCUCCGCCUCCUGCCACCAGCCGCCUCCCCCGCGCCCGACGGAGAGCUCCGCGCCCAGCUGCCUGCCCGCUGUCCCCGCCCAGUGGAGCGUGGAGGAAGUGUCCCAGUUUAUAUCCUCGCUACAAGGCUGUGAGGAGCUCGCCUCCCAGUUCCUGUCGCAGGAGAUCGACGGACAGGCCCUGCUGCUGCUGAAGGAGGAGCAUCUCAUGUCCACCAUGAACAUCAAGCUAGGUCCCGCCCUCAAGAUCUGCGCCCACAUUAACAAUCUGAGAGACUGAUGCCAGUGUUUCCGUAAAUCCACCGUGUUCAAAGUCAAGCCCCGGGCAUUUACCCCAAACUCUAGCUCUGCAUCCGGUUCAGAUACGGAACUGGUUCCAGAGCGGUCAGGGCCCUGCAGGUGAAUGUACGAGGUACAGUUUGUUUUGAAAACGGCGGCUCUUGAGCCCAAACUGGGGCUGCAGCACUUGAAUCUGUUGCUGGUUUGUCCGCUCUUGACCACAUUUGCAAAGGUCAUAUUUGCACAGGAAUAUUGCGAGUUCCUUACGAAUCUGUCACGUCUGCGAGUUGCACAAAAUACUACAGAUUGCAAACUAUCUUUUGUUGAAGGUACAUGUCUCCCGAAGGGCUGUUUCUGUGCAGAGUCGGCACUCGCGGUCAGAAAUGGUUUUUACCAAGAUGCACAAUUUCAGCCUGUCUUUUAAAACGCGGAGAUGAAGGUCUGGAAUGUCUUUUCCAUGCAGAGAAAUCACUUAUACUGAGCGCAGUGGGCAGAUGAGGAUAAACUUAAAUCCGCGGCACUUGUACAGGACUCUCACAUUUCACAAGUUACGCACAGACAGGGCUGCUCUUUCUGCGGACCUCGACCGAGGCAUCUCAGACUCCGAGUUGAGCUCAACUAAACAAACAAAAUACCGAAAGGAGCAAACGGGGGAUUUUUUUUCGUCAGUGUAACACGCUCUUCGCCUGGUUCAAACCACAGCCGGCCCCGCAUUUGGGCAGAAAUGCGGUAAAGGAAGACAUGUAGGAUUUAAUGAUCUCAGUCAGUGUCUCAAGAUCACGGCUGAUUUUCAUUUUCAAAAAGUAUUUUCUAAGGAAAGCACUCCGGUGACUUUGCUCUCUAAUGUUAUGAAUGUAAUAGAAAAACUCGUACUUUCAACAUCAUUAUCACUCCCUAAAAACAGGCGUCGUCAUUUGUAAAAAUGGCGGCGCUUUUAUUUUGGAAGUGGCCUAUUCUAUGACUCACAGGGUAUAGUGAGAGUACAGGGUGCACUGGCUGCAGAAAUGCCGGACCAGAGUCCAGAUGAAACCCAAAUCCCUCAAGGUUCAGAGAGCAUUUUAUAUUUCAAGGACAAAAAAAAAAAAAAUGCUGCAAAAGUGCCGUUUUUUGUUACGCACAGAGCACACGAGCGGCAGACAGAGACACUACCGCAAAAGGAGUUUUUCACUCAGUAUCUUGAGGAGAUCCAACCUUUCUCAGUUUUAUUUUUUUUAAACAGAUGACGUACUGUUGACUCUGCUCCCGAAAAAGAAGGACUGUAAUCUGCAAAAUCUGUGACUAUUUUGUUCUGUCGGGCAACUUCGAGAUUCGCAAACGGUACAGCCAGCUGCUCCUGAUCCGUGCGGCUGUGUGUGUGUGUGUGUGUGUGUGUGUGUGUGUGUGUGUGUGUGUGUGUGUGUGUGUGUGUGUGUGUGUGUGUGUAUAGGAGUGGCGGGUUAACGCCACGGGCUUGAUUUUGUGCGUUAGACGUAAGGUUGCGAAGGAAAAGCCGAAAGAGACGAUAAGCUGUUAAUCUGAAGUAUCUUUAAGCUACAAUGUUGAACAAAACCAGAAAAGUCCGUUAGGAACUGGUAGCUACAUGUGGACCUACGUUUUUGAAGGAUGAAAAAAAUGUUAUACUGACUGACUGAGUGUGUGUGUGAGUGAGCAAACCCGAAACUAUACUGUAAUAAGUGUAAAAUUUGCCUUUAUAUUUAAAUGAUCAUGUGUUCGCUGGACUGCCUUGUUUAAGCUUUUUACUGUAGGAGUUUUCUCAUGUUCUCUCUCUGUGAACCUUGUGGCCUUUCUCACUUAGUCUCUACAGUAGGUGUAGAUGAGGACUGUCUGUUUUUUAACUGCUUUUCAUAUCAUUCCUUGUUUUAUAUCAGUGCUUACUUUUUUUACAAUUGCUACUUGGAGCGACGGCAUGCGUUGCCUUUUCCCCCGAAAAGCGCGACCGACCGGCGGCCGCCUCGACCGAGGAAACCCGCCGCCUUCCCCACAGCUUCGCCACAUAGCGUGUAACCACCGACAGUAUUUACCUUUUCUAGCUGGCUGCCUUUGGCUUUAUUGUUAGUGACCGUGGCAUUUACAGCAUCUUCUCUCUCAACAAAAAGGAAAACAACAUCUGACAGCCGCGUGUUUAUAUUUCACAGUUGCCCCCCGGGAUUUUGGAGUCUUGAAAUCGGCAGGUCCCCUCAGCAUACUGUGGAGACCAGAAGGAAAAAAAAGAAAAAGAAAAAGAAGAAGCACUUGUAGUUCACCACAAGUGACGUGAGCCACAAUUUCCUACUGAAAUCACCGGUGUAACGUUUGUUAAGAGGCAGACCAGGGCAACGUCUCCCAAAAAGUAGCACUUUUUCUCACAAGGUGACAGCGGUUUCCACGAAAUCCUUUUUAUGAAGACGCCACCUCGGAAUCAAAAUGUGUUUCCUCGCAAUAAUCAGUUCAAACAAAAAAACAAAUCGCAAAAUCUCGGAGGGACUGGGUUUCGUGGGGAGAGGCUGACAAUACUUUCAUGCAAAUAAAUAAUCG